Messenger RNA from Cyprinodon tularosa, 3283 nucleotides. RefSeq names its product F-box protein 28 (gene fbxo28). Lineage: Eukaryota; Metazoa; Chordata; Actinopteri; Cyprinodontiformes; Cyprinodontidae. Gene Ontology annotation, molecular function: protein binding. The transcript has 5 exons. Bases 48 to 1151 code for a protein of 367 amino acids. The record is from RefSeq and is a predicted model, not a curated record. Gene Ontology annotation, biological process: protein polyubiquitination.
CGUCUAGAUCUGAGACGUCACUUCCGCCUCCUCCGUAGCUGAAGAAGAUGGCGGCCGUCAUGGAGAGAGUUGAUGGAUGUGUUGGAUCUGCGGACCCGGACGCGGUGUCGCUGAGACAGUCCAGCUCCCCACAGGAGCAGCCGCACCAGAACAACCCCCUGCUGGGUCUGCCCAUCGUGGCCAUCGAGACCAUCCUGAACUUCCUGUCCUACGAUGAGAUCAGCAUGCUGCGCUCGGUUUGCAAACGCAUGGACAUGAUCUGCCAGCGUGUUCUAAACCAGGGCUUCCUGAAGGUGGAGAGGUACCACAGCCUGUGCCAGAGACAGGUCAAAGCUCAGCUGCCCAGGCGGGAGUCGGAGAGGAGAAACCACUCGCUGGCCCGUCAUGCUGACAUCCUGGCUGCUGUGGAGACGCGCCUCUCUCUGCUUAACAUGACCUUCAUGAAGUAUGUGGACUCCAACCUGUGCUGCUUCAUACCUGGAAAGGUGAUCGAUGAGAUUUACCGCGUGCUGCGCUACGUGAACUCCACCAGAGCCCCCCAGCGAGCCCAUGAGGUCCUGCAGGAGCUGAGGGACAUCUCCUCCAUGGCCAUGGAGUACUUUGAUGAGAAGAUCGUUCCUAUCCUAAAGAAGAAGCUUCCAGGGACUGAUCUGUCUGGACGUCUCAUUGGAUCUGCACCAGUGGCUGGACCCUCCACGUCGUUGACCACCAUGUCGCUGCUGGCUAAGAACACCCCCUCCCGCUCAGAGAUGACCAAGGUGCAGCAGCAGGUGAAGGUGAACGGCGCGUCGAUGACGGUGCUGCGGCGGGAGAUGACGGAAAUCCGGGUGAAGCAGCUGGAGCAGCAGAAGCAGCUUCAGGACCAGGAGCAGAAGCUGCUGGAGCAGAGCCAGGUGAUCGGCGAGCAGAACGCCCGCCUCGCCGAGCUGGAGCACAAGCUGAGGGAACUCAUGGACAGCAGCGCCGCCGCCAUGGGCGAGCCCAGCUCCUCCACUACCUCUGCCUCCGCCCCGUCCUCCUCCUCCUCCCCCGCUGCUGGCACGCCGGCGGGCGGCGCGGCCCCGCAGGCGGAGGGCGGCUCCUCGCUGAAGCGCAGCAGAAAGAGCUCCGACCUCCCCCGACAGUCCAAGCGGCUGCGCAGCAGGAAAUGACUCUUCCUCACCAUGUAGAUGUAGUCGUCAGUUUUCCACACUCCGUAUCCAUCCGCCUCCUCCUCCCGCCCUUCACCUCGUGUCACAGACACCUCCUGUGGCGUUUGGACUUUUGACCUCUUCUGAUACUUCCUGACCUACACAGCUGCAGCCCCGAGGCCGCGGGCCUGGACUUUGGACUGCAGGGUUGACGUCAGGACGUCCCUCAGAGGACCGUUGGAACUGGCUGCUGCUCAGCGUGGACAGUUGAAGGCUGACAUCAGAGAACAUUCAUGGAGGUCAAGGUCUCCGUCUGGGAGGUUCAUCCCUGUUGAAUGCAGACAUCCAGACGGUCUUUGAUUUUAAGAUGAAGUCUUUAUUUUUGUUGUUGAGCCUGGAGACUGAGCUGGACGCCAAGAAGCUCCUUCUGCCCUUUGACCUUUAACCUCUGUAUAGUUCAUGGCUCGGUUGCUUUGGAGACGCAUUUUCUCCAGGAUUGUUGAAGGUAAAGAAAACGUUUUAAACAGGAAAAAGUAAACUUCAAAGUGAAGAAAUGAUUUCUAAUUUCUAAGUUCAGUCGAUAUUUUUUUUUUUCAUUUUCUUUUUUUUCCCUUUUUUUUUUACAUUAUUUUGAAAUCUCUAUCCAGAUUUCAAGCUCCACGCUUUUGCAUAAAAAAAAUCUCAAAAAAACGUUUCUUCAUUUUAGAAGUUUCUCAAACUUCCGUUAAAUUAAUUUGUUUUCAUUUUCUGGCUUUUAAUUCAAAUGUUCUUUGCAUUCAAUAAUAUUGGAACAUUUCUCUCUAUAGUUUCUAUAGUUACCAGCAUUAAAAACAUUGUUAUGUUAGUUCAACCCAGAUCAAUCUGGCAUAAAGAGAGAGAACAGAGCUGCCCCACCCCCGCGUGUUGCUGCACACAGACCAUCAGCUGGCUGCAGGCCGCUAUUGUCGGCUUGUUAAGAUGCUAUUAAACAAGCAGCUACUCUCUGGAAGGACUGAGACAAACAUGGCAGAUUUUUUUUUUGCAGCUGCAGCAGUGGGAAUAGAUGGUGCUUCUCACCGUCCACACCAGAUUUUCUACAUUUCAGGUCAUGUUAGACAUUUUUCCAUGUUUCUGUGGAUGUUGUGGAACUGUGGAGGUUAUGGUGGCGAGCUGUACCACCUUUCAGAUAGCCCCCCCCACCCCCACCGGAUUCAAGCCUGCAACAUACUGCGCCUGGAGGUAUAUGGAGAGAAAUUGUUUCUAAUAAUUGCAACAACAAAAAAGAUUUUUUUUAGGUUACAUUCAUUUCUGGUUUUCUUAUAUUUUUUCCACAUUUUAUUUUGACUGAUUUAUUUAUUGAUUGUUUUUUUUUUGGAUGGGAAAGAUGAUGGACUUCGAUCCUCUCCAAGAAUCUGAAAAAUAGAAUAAAAUCUGAAAAACAAAACAAUAAAAUAACAAAGUAAACUUUUGAAUACACAUAAAUAAAUCACAAAAGCUAUUUUAGAAUGAAAAGUUUUCCUAGGUUUGAUUUAUUACAUGUAUUUUUGUUGAUAAUUCUGCAACAAAUUUCUCUCCAUAGCUCUGAGUGGAUGGCUGUAAAUCUGAAAGGUGUGGGGAAGGUUUCUCUAUUUUGAGCCUCGGCAUCAAAGUGUCAUUAAAAAGAAUUUCUCUUUCUUUCCCUAAAACCUGUGGUUCCUCUUCAGUAAAAUACGGCCUAGUUAAAGGAGAGCCGGUGCCGCCUGCUGCCGGUCAGGUUAUUAACUCACCGUUUUUAAAACUGAGCAGCACCUCCUGGCCUCGGCUCAGUGACAGGAAGCUCUGAUUGGUCUGCAGAGAAGCUCUCAGCUCCUCCAGGACUCUUAUCUCGCUUGUUUGGCUUCUUAACAUUCAUUUGUGUGGUUGGGAUGAGCAGAACCACUCAUGGCAUGACUCUCUGGAAAUGCACUUGUGUGUAUUAUAGUAACACUGGGCUGUAAUCUAGUGGCUUAAUGAGAGCAAUUGUACUGUAAUCUCCAUGUACUUUAAGAUGUAGAUUGUUGAUUAUUUCAUGUUUGGAAAACAAAGAAUAUUCUUUAAAGUUGGCAAGUUUGAGUCCAACUAUGAAGUUUUGUUGCACAUAUUACUGUUUCCAUGUUUAAACCAAACCUAUUAAAUAUCAGCAGCUGUGAAGCUCA